UUUACGUAACUAAUACGAACAAGUAGUGCUUUUAAUGCGAUCACCUCAAUAUUGUGCACGCAGUACAGUUGCUCAAAGAAAAAGUUAUAGAUGUGAAAAAUAAAGCUGCGUCGAGUGCGGGAAAAUUUUCAACACGAUUGAUCAUGUGCGGUGCGAGUGUCUCGCGUAGUAUAAGCUGCUGCCGCUGCUUUGGCGCGAUAUCGAGGCCGCGGCAUCAUCGAGUUGGAAAUGUAAAUAAAAGCCCCAGCGGCUGUGGCUUCGUUACUGUGAUUGGUGUGUUAUGAAACGGUAUUUAACUACUGCAGUGCGAAACGAUUCAUCGGCGGGAUGAUAGCGGCUGCCUCGAUUGCUAAUUGAAAAUAACACCAGCAGCAGCAGUGUUCCCCCGAAGCUUUGUCACGAGAGAAGGAAAACAUCUUUUUACGAAAGCGGGUCAACGAUCUCGUAGUACAAACGCCUGAGUUCUCUCUUUCUCUCUGCAGGCUCCAGCGGCUUAAGCUCUUUCCCCCAGUGUCUUUGGUAUAAAUCUUUGAAAAACUAGCCUGGCUUUAAUCUCUCUCCUCUUCUCUUCUCCAACUUGCAGUGCAAUGUGCGUCGGUUAUGUGAAAUAAAUUAAGCGCCGCUAUCUCGCUCCGGGGCCCGAACGACGUUGCGCUGCGCAGAUUAAUUUAUAUCUUCGUCGUCGUCGUUCGCGCGGCCACCGAGGAGACGUCAAAUAACAAGUGAAGUUUGUUUUUCCCCCGGUUCUUCUCAUUUUCUUUCUCCUCCUCGUUCUUCUUCUUGUUCUCUUUUCUCUUGGUGUGCGAUCGCGGGUGGUGAUAUAUAAUGGUGCGCUGGUGUGAUGGCGAGUGACGCGAAGAAGAAGAGGAAGACGACGACGAAGACGAAGAAGAAGGUGUCGUUUGCGCGAAUCAGUAUCGGAGCCGGUGGUGUAAGAAGAUACUACUGCGCUGGAGGGUGGCUGCGAGAGCGGCGACGACUCACCGAGGAAGACGACGACGAAGAGCUUCAGAGAACGACGACAACAACGCGCGACGAUAAGACAAGAAGGCGAAGAAGAAGAAAAAUAGAGCAUGGGGAGCCCGAGGUUCAUGGCUUUUCUUUUUCUCGGCUUGGCUUACCUGUUACGCGCCGAGUCGUCGCUGCGCGCCAGCGGCGGUGGCAAGGCCGAUAGCGGCCACCAUCCGGAGCACGUACAGCAGCAUCAGCACACAGAAAACGAUGGGCUCAGGCUGAUCGAUGGCCUACUCCACAGCGAAAAGGAUAGCGGCAGCAUUGGCUCGAUGUCGGGAGGCGGCGCCAGCGGUAAGCUACCUGUGACGAAAUUCGCCACCGUCUCCGGUGGCAGUGGCAGUGGCAGUGGCGUUGGAACAAUAACUGCAGCCACGACGACGACGUUGUUGAGCAGCGCGACGCAUUUCGCCGACGAGGGAAGCGAGAACGUGACUGCUCUGGUCGGCCAUCCAGCCGUGCUGCUGUGCAGCGUGCGCAACCUCGGCAAUAGGACGGUGUCGUGGAUAAGAAAGAGAGAUUUGCAUAUCUUGACGUCGAUGGCGCUCACGUACACGAGCGACGGACGAUUCACCGUUAUCGGCAAUACCGAGACGUCGGACGAUUGGAAUCUACGAAUAGAUUACGUGCAGACCAGGGACGAGGGCAUAUACGAGUGCCAAGUCAACACGGAACCAAAAAUACACAGGGCAGUCUAUCUGCGAGUUUUAGAUGUCCAAGCGGAGAUCCUCGGUCCCGACGAGGUGUACGUGAGGAAGGGUAGCACGAUAAGCCUGACCUGCAUGGUGAACUCUCAGGGAGUUCCACCGAGCAACGUGACUUGGUACCAUGCCGGCAACGUCAUCGACUUCGACGGUCCGAGGGGUGGAGUUUCACUGGAGACGGAGAAGUCGAAGGGCGGCACGACGAGCAAGCUGCUGAUAACGCGCGCUUCCCUCGGCGACAGCGGCAAUUACAGCUGCGUGUCCAGUAAGGCCGCUCGCGCCACCGUCGUCGUUCACGUUCUCAAUGGCGAGCAUCCAGCGGCAAUGCAACACGGCGACGCCGCAAGGACGACCGGACGAUUGCUACUGUUACUGCAGCUAUUGCUACUCGUCUGUUUGAGGCCCUUCAGGUGAAGCGAUCCACAGUGAUAAUGUCGCACACUGCCCAAAUUAGGAUGCUAAUCGCCGCUGCUAUAACGACGAGCGUCACUACACCUACCUCUCUACAUGACUUCGAGAGCAUCGAGAGCUCCCUAUUCAACUGCCACCGAUAAGUCAAGCUAUAUAUUAUAUUGCAUAAGCGCUCUUGACAGCGGGUAAAGAAAAAAAACGUUAACGAUAGAGUAAAGAAACAAUUGUAAUACGUAAUGUUUGGCUGUGCGUGACUGCGCGAAUACAUGUGAUCAUUGUGUGUAUCUUUUACUUUCUUACUGGAAUCAAAAAAAAAAAAAAAACAAUUCUUGACGUAGCUUUCAAGAUUCAACACAUGAUUGCUUGAUCAUAACGAAGAUUAAAAUGAAAAAAAAGUAACAAGGACGCGCUCAGCGGUCGUAUGUAGCUUCUUACGAUAAGAAGCUUUGGUCCUCGAGGUAUUGCGAGUGAGAGAGAAAAAAGUGACAUUUCUAAGAAAUUCGGUUGCAAA
Molecule: messenger RNA, 2637 nt
Organism: Trichogramma pretiosum
Lineage: Eukaryota; Metazoa; Arthropoda; Insecta; Hymenoptera; Trichogrammatidae
Product: zwei Ig domain protein zig-8-like
Exons: 6
Coding region: 1074-2129 (351 amino acids)
Biological process (GO): synapse organization
Cellular component (GO): neuron projection membrane
Source: RefSeq, a predicted model, not a curated record